UACUGGAUAGAUUUGGAUCCACAAAUUCCAAAACUCCCCUUCAAAUAUGAAACUGACUGUUUCCAAUUGCUUCAACUUUUUUCCCGGUUUAGCAGAGCAAAAACCCAUUUGAUUUCUUAAUCAAUCCAAUGGCUACCAUCACUGCCUGCAGUGCUCCUUCCACAUCGUUUGCCCACAAGAGAAUCGUAGCAUCCCCUGCCUCCUCUGUUCUUGGGUUGCCGUCAAUCCCUAAGAAGGGGGUAGUGAGAUGUUCGAUGGAGCAAAUGCCUGCUGCGAAGGAGGCUAUCAGCUCGAAGGCGGGGAUGGGUGCCUCAUUGCUAGCUGCAGCUUGUGCUGCAACCAUGUCGAGCCCGGCCAUGGCUUUGGUAGAUGAGAGAAUGAGCACGGAAGGCAUGGGGCUUCCCCUUGGCUUCAGCAACAACCUUCUGUUUUGGCUCCUUUUGGGCGUGUUCGGAUUGAUCUGGGCGUUCUACGUAAUCUAUACUUCCUCCCUUGAUGAGGAUGAGGAGUCUGGUUUGUCUCUUUGAAUUAGAAAGAAGGGUUUCACUGUCAAUUGGCAUUGUUGUGGAUUUUGUUGAAAACAUGUGGGAUUGCACUCCCUUGUUUGUAAUAACACUAUCUUUAGUUCUGUAUUUGUGUGUGUAAUUCUAAUAUACACUUUACUA
Molecule: messenger RNA, 665 nt
Organism: Rhododendron vialii
Lineage: Eukaryota; Viridiplantae; Streptophyta; Magnoliopsida; Ericales; Ericaceae
Product: photosystem II reaction center W protein, chloroplastic
Exons: 2
Coding region: 129-527 (132 amino acids)
Biological process (GO): photosynthesis
Cellular component (GO): photosystem II; chloroplast
Source: RefSeq, a predicted model, not a curated record